Messenger RNA from Didymosphaeria variabile, 2064 nucleotides. RefSeq lists its product as uncharacterized. NCBI's taxonomy places the organism in Eukaryota, Fungi, Ascomycota, Dothideomycetes, Pleosporales, Didymosphaeriaceae. Gene Ontology annotation, molecular function: calcium ion binding; calcium-dependent phospholipid binding. Bases 1 to 2064 code for a protein of 687 amino acids. The record is from RefSeq and is a predicted model, not a curated record. The transcript is spliced from 2 exons. Gene Ontology annotation, cellular component: cytoplasm.
AUGGCUGCUAGUCCCGCGGGUAGCGAGCCCAUCACCAUGGGCGGAUACGCAGAUCUGCCACCCGAACAGCGCCCAGGCUAUGCCCAACACCAUGCCCAACACCAUGCCGCCUCGCCAGGAGGAGAUCCGCGAUCUUCCAGCGGACCAAACGUCCAAUAUUCGCACCAGGGACACGUCCAAUAUUCGGCAGGACAAUACAACUACUCUACUACACCCGCAAGCGUGAGCCAGGCUGGACCUGUGCGAGCGCCGUCACAAUCAGGUGGCUUCCAGUACGCAUCGGCACCGCAAAACAUAACGUUCACGGCCAAGCCAGUCGUACCUACGAAACCUCCCCCGCCCGUGAGACACACAUCGCAACCAUCGAGCCCACCAUACCCUGCCCAAUACGCGAUGCCGCAAGCUCCACAUCCAAACUCCGCAGCGCAACAAGGAGCGUAUCCUGCUGCCCCGAUGCCGCCUCCGCCAAUGGGGCGGCACUCCCCGCAAACCGGCCACCAAAGGUCGGCAUCGCAUGCAGGACCUCCAACAUCUUAUGGAGGACAUCAAGUGGUAGAGAUGGUUCCAGGCGGAGCUAUACCAGGAGGCGGCAAAGCACCAGGUGGGCGACCUCACAGCUUGUCAGUGAGUGGAGGAGCGCCAGGAGGAUUGAACCAGCGCAUGGACAGGCUGUCAGUGAGUGGAAACAGGCCGGAUAUUCAGACGAUUGUGCCAGGAGCGUUUCCCGGGGGAAUGCCACCACCGAGUCCGUUGCUGGAAGCGUACCACGGUACAUAUCAGUCGAUAUCACCCAUGCCGCAUGCUAUGAUGAUGGACGAUGAUCUGGACCACCUGCAGCCCUUGGAUAGCCUGUCCCCGCGAGGAUCUAGCGCGUCCUUUCACGGAGGACAUCGAAGGGCGCACUCUUCUUCCAAGCGCUCACCGAGCCCAGCACGAAAAUCAAAACACAAGGAUAAACUCGCGCUAGAAGCCUAUGGGAAUGUGCGCGAUGACCGCGAUCGUAGUCGGGACGGCAGGAGUGACAAAGAAAAGAGGAGAGUCAAGAUAUACGACGCGGAAGAAGAUGCGCUCGCACUUGUCGACGCCCUGAACGGGCGAAACAUCGACUUCGAUACCAUUAUUGACAUCCUCCCCGCCCUCUCGCAUGACCAAAUGCUCGAGCUGCGCAACGAGUACAAGCGCCACUGCAAGGUGCAAGGCCGCGGCAUCAACAUUGCAAAACACAUCAAGCUCAAGACGACUGGUAACUUUGGAAAGAUCGCGUAUGUGACCGCGCUUGGGAGGUACGAGAGCGAGGGCUAUUGGGCAAAUUACUGGUACCAGUCCGGAAACGCAAGAAGGGAACUCCUUAUUGAAGCGCUAAUGGGAAGACAAAAUUACGAGAUCAGAGAGAUCAAGGACGCGUUCAAGGAUAAGCGCUAUGGUGAUAGCCUAACGAAGUGCAUGGACAAAGAACUCAAGGCGGAUAAGUUCAGAAAAGCCAUCUUGAUGGCGCUGGAGGGGGAGAGACAGGAAGAAAGCGAUGUGUGGCCAGUCGAUUACCGCAACCGUGACGUGGACACAUUAUACAAAGCGCUGAAAGCAAGAGAAGGAGGCGAGACCGCGAUGUUGGGUGUUGUGGUUAUGAGGAGCGACAGCCAUUUGAGGGAGGUGCUGAGGACGUAUGAGCGGAAGUAUCAGGGCAACUUUGCACGCGAUGCGCUGAGGAAGAGUAACAACCUCGUUGGCGAAGUCGUUGCGCACAUACUAAACGGCGUCAUCAACCGCCCCUCCCGCGACGCUAUGCUUCUGCACCACGCCCUCAUGGACUUGAUUGAAUCUCCUCAAGACCCUCCACGAGGUUCAUCAGCGAAAGUAGCGUCUGCAAGUAAGCACGAGAAGCAGCAGCGAUUCGAGCUCCUCAUCUCGAGACUGGUGCGAUUGCACUGGGAUCGCAUGCACCUGCAGCGCGUCAAGAUGGAGUACGAUGAAAAGUACGGACGAGUAGUAGAGGAAGACAUCGAGGAGGCGACAAAGGGUGACUUCAGGGAAUUUUGUAUCCAGCUUUGCCAGACAGGAAGAUGA